CAAUAUCUGUCAAAAAACGCAGACAUUGUGGACAUUGUCAUCAUUAAUUUAUUUUAAAAAAUUAAUUCAAUUAAAUUCCAAUAAAAUAAUUCUGCAAAGGCAAAACUCAAAACUAAAUUCGAUAAAAUGUUUCGUUCGUCAAACUUCGACAAAAGUCUUGAAAGUGCAACGAGUCAUCUGCGAUUGGAGCCCGAUUGGCCAUCAAUUUUAGUGAUUUGUGAUUCGAUUCGGCAAAACGAUGUGUCCCCUAAAGUCGCUAUUAAUGCGAUUAAAAAGAAAAUGCUGGCACCGAAUCCGCAUACCGCUCUGUAUUCCUUGUUGGUGCUGGAAAGUGUUGUAAAAAACUGCGGUUCACCAAUUCACGAUGAACUUUGUACGAAGGAGAAUUGCGAAAUGCUCACCAAUUUCAUAGAGACAACGCCGCAUGAAAAUGUUAAAUUGAAAAUGUUGGAGUUGAUUCAAGCUUGGGCAUUUGCUUUUCGCACAUACGACAAAUACCAGGCGAUUAAGGAUACAAUGACGAUUUUAAAGACGAAAGGACAUCAAUUUCCUGAAUUAAAAGAAGCUGAUGCCAUGUUCACAUCAGAUACUGCCCCAUCAUGGUCCGACGGAGAUGUUUGCCAUCGCUGUCGUGUUGAGUUCUCAUUCACUGUGCGAAAGCAUCACUGCCGCAAUUGUGGUCAGAUAUUUUGUGCUCAGUGUUCGUCGAGAAUGUGUACGCUGCCUAAGUUUGGCAUUGAAAAAGAAGUGCGAGUGUGUGAAGCAUGUUAUAUGACUUUGCAUGCACCAACUACCAAUGCAGCACGCAGUAAUGAUUCUGAUUUGCCGGCCGAAUAUUUGUCGAGUUCAUUAGCCCAACAGUCACAAGCGCCACCACGCAAAAGUGAACAAGAAUUGAAAGAAGAGGAAGAGCUUCAAUUAGCUAUUGCAUUGAGUCAAUCAGAAGCGGAACAAAAGAAACAGUCGAUCAUGUCGUACCGCACGUACCAAAAAUCACCGAGUCCCGAGCUGCCACUUGCCCAAUUGUCACUAGACGAUAAUCCAUCCGAUCCGGAGUUGGCGAAAUAUUUGAAUCGUGACUAUUGGGAGUCGCGUAAAACAACUGAGUCACCUGCAAGUCCAUCGGCUCCAAGUCCAAUGGCCCAACCAAUUGACGCCAUUCCGUUGAAGGGCGGUCCAGAUGAUAUCGAAAUCGACACAUUCUCCAGCAGUUUGAAAUCGCAAGUGGAGAUUUUCGUUAAUCGCAUGAAAUCAAACUCAAGCCGAGGUCGGAGCAAUGCUAAUGAUAGUGCCGUGCAGACACUUUUCCUGAACGUCACCUCAAUGCAUUCAAAACUGUUAGCCUACAUUAAAGAAAUGGACGACAAGCGGAUGUGGUUCGAACAACUGCAGGAUAAGUUGACUCAAGUGAAAGAUUCAAGGGCUGCACUGGAUAUGCUACGCCAUGAACAUCAGGAAAAAUUGAGACGAAUUGCAGAGGAAACGGAACGCCAACGACAAAUGCAAAUGGCGCAUACUCUCGAACUCAUGAGAAAGAAGAAACAAGAGUAUUUGUUGUAUCAGAGGCAGUUGGCCCUGCGUCAGAUUCAGGAACAGGAACGCGAAAUGCAAAUGCGACAAGAACAACAAAAGGUUCUGUACCAAAUGGGUGGAAAUUUAAAUUACUUGCCGGGUAUUGGCCAAACACAAGGUUCUCCGAUUCAUAUGAUGGGUGGUGCGAGCUACGGAUAUGCUCCGAUGGGAACUAACCCAAUGGUUUCUAGCGUUGCUAGUGGCCGAAUUCAAACUGGCCAGCCUGGAUCUCUACCAGUUAUGCAUCCCUCAAUGGGAAUGAAUUCAAUGCCACCUAGUUCAAUGCCUCACGGAUCGAUGUCGACGCAAUUGGGCUCUUUACCUCCUGGUCAGUUGCCGCAAGGUGUGUUGCCACAAAAUCAAAUCAAUCCAAGAUUCCAAAACACUGGACCACAUCAACCGAACAAUACGUUCCCUCAGAAUCAACAAUCCCAAGGACCGGUUGGAUUGGGAGUGCAUAAUCAACAACAACAGCCGCAUGGAGGUGUGUCAAUGCCGAACGAUGUGCCGCCACAACAAGGACAAUUCGCCGGUACUGUUCAAGGCAAUAUUCCUACAUCGCAAAUGGCUGGCAUUCAACCGAAUAAUCCAAAUCAAAUGAGUCCAGCACAAAGUAUGCAGCAGUCCCAUAAUCAACCUAGCAUGAAUCCAAUUAAUACUCAUAACAUGCAACCGAUCCAACAACAGCAACAUCAUGGGCCGCCUAUGCAACAACAGCCAGGACCACCGAUUCAACAACAGCAAGGACCACAGAUGCAACAACAACAAGGAAUAGCAAUGCAUCAACAGCAAGGACAGCCCAUGCAGUCAGCUCAACCCAAUUCACAAGGACAACAGGCACCAUUAGCCCAGCAGCAGCAACAGCAGCAGCCCCAACAACAACAGCAGCCCCAACAACAAAAUUUUGCUUCUCAACAGCAAACUUCUAGUGAAGCAACUUCAAACAUUCAGCCAGCAAAUAACGCUGAAUCCAGUAAGCCAGCAGAGGCUGAGCUCAUCAGUUUUGAUUAAUUUCUUCAUAGAUUGAUUUAGCAGUCACAUCUUUCAUUUAUAGUUUCUUUGUAAUAUUCACUUGAAUUUAUCUGUGACACAUUUAAUGGGAGAGCUAACAGCUUCGUUCAAUAAAAUAUUAUCGUCAUU
Messenger RNA from Bradysia coprophila, 2712 nucleotides. It is a transcript of the gene Hrs, whose product is annotated as Hepatocyte growth factor regulated tyrosine kinase substrate. Gene Ontology annotation, cellular component: early endosome. Lineage: Eukaryota; Metazoa; Arthropoda; Insecta; Diptera; Sciaridae. Gene Ontology annotation, molecular function: metal ion binding; phosphatidylinositol binding; ubiquitin binding. The record is from RefSeq and is a predicted model, not a curated record. Gene Ontology annotation, biological process: receptor internalization; endocytic recycling.